AGGGGGAGUUCGCGGCCGGUGGCGGCGGUGGCUACAGUGGCGACCUGGGGAUCGACCUGGAGGGGCCUGGGCGACGUGCAGCGACGUCUAGUUCCAGCGCGGGGGGCCUCCGGCAGGGAUGCCCGGGGAGCAGAUGGACCCUACUGGAAGUCAGUUGGAUUCAGAUUUCUCUCAGCAAGAUACUCCUUGCUUGAUAAUUGAAGAUUCUCAGCCUGAAAGCCAGGGUCCAGAAGAUGAUUCUGGUUCGCACUUCAGUAUGCUGUCUCGACACCUUCCUAAUCUACAGAUGCACAAAGAGAACCCUGUGGUGGACGUUAUAUCCAAUCCUGAGCAAACAGCUACCCAAGAGCAAGGAGAUCGGAAUAGUGGGUUCAAUGAACAUUUGAAAGAAAACAAAGCCCCAGACCCUGUGGAGUCUUCUCAUUUGGAUACAAGUGGUUCCAUCAGUCAGGUCAUAGAACAGUUACCUCAGCCAAACAGGACAAGCAGUGUUCUGGGAAUGUUGGUGGAAGCUGCUUCUGCCACCGAGGAAGAAAGAGAAGAAGAGAAAGAAGAUAUUAUAGAUGAUGCCACACGCUCCCUUGGUGCUGAAGAUUCUGCCUCAUCACAGUUGGGCUUUGGGGUUCUUGAACUGUCCCAGAGCCAGGAUGUUGAAGCACAUACUGUGCCAUAUGAAGGCGACAAAGGGCAUCUCCAGUCAGUGACCACCAACUCUGGUUGUAUCAGGCUAUCUGACACGGAUGCAAAUACUGCAAUUAAGCAUGAAGAAAAGUCCAGUGAAGAUAUCCCCAUGACAGAACAGUCCAACAGAGACAUCUCUUUUACAGAACUGCCCAAUAAAGAUGUCCAUGUGGUAGAAGAGCAAAGUCCACUGACAAGGUCAGAAGACAUGUCUUCUAGUCCCAAAGUUUCUCCUUCUUUUGUGGAAUCAAAAGAACAAACAUCUGCUCAAGAACUUCUGGAAGGUGGACUGCAGAUUUCAAAGUCAUCAGAGCCUGAGGUUUUGUCAAGUCAGGAAGACUUGUUUGACCAGAGCAGUAAAACAGUAGCUGUUGAUGGUUCUUCUACUUCUUCAAAGGAGGAAGGUGGGUCUUCUCUGGCUUCUACACCUGCCACCACCCUGCAGCUCUUGCAGUUGUCUGCUCAGAGGUCCCUUGUUCAGGAGAGUCUUUCCACGAAUUCAUCUGACCUCCUUGCUCCUUCCCCUGAAGUGCUCCGACCCACUCCUCUCAUGGUUCCUAGCAGUCCCACAGAGCAGGAAGGGAGCAAAGAUGAACCAAUGGAUAUGUCAGUGAUAUCUGAAGGAGGAAGGAAGUCUUUUCAUAAGAACCUUCCAGAUGAUGAACCAGGGGAAAUAGAGAAAACUCUCCCUCCUCAGCCUGCUAUAUCUCCACAAGCUUCAACACCAGUGGCUCAGAGUACACCAGCUUUUACUCCUGGCUCACUUCCUAUCCCAUCUCAGCCUGAGUUUUCUCAUGAUAUUUUCAUUCCAUCUCCAAGUUUGGAAGAAAGAUCAAACGAUGAGAAGAGAGAUAAAGAGUUGCAUAGUUCAUCCCUGACUGUUGAGUGUUCUAAGGCUUCAGAGAUUGAACCAAAGAAUUCCUCCCAGGAUCUUGGGCUCUCUUUGACUGGGGAGUCUUGUAAGUUGAUGCUUUCUACAAGUGAGUAUAGUCAGUCCUCAAAGAUGGAGAGCUUGAGUUCUCAUAGGAUUGAUGAAGACGGAGAAAACACACAGAUUGAGGAUACUGAACCCUUGUCUCCAGUGACUAAUUCUAAACUUGCUCCUGCUGAAAUUGAGAGUAUCUUUAUGAAUCCAUCCCAGGAUGACCAAGUAGAACUGACUCAGAAUAACAAAACAAAAGGAGAUGACACAGCAAAUAGAGAUGGCAUUAGUGUUUUAGCUGCUGGUUGCAAAGGCAGGGAGGAAACUGCAGCUGAAGAUGUUUGUAUUGAUCUCACUUGUGAUUCUGGGAGUCAGGCAGUUCCUUCUCCAGCUACUCGGUCUGAAGCACUUUCUAGUGUUUUAGAUCAGGAGGAAGCCAUGGAAAUUAAAGAACACCAUCCAGAGGAGGCAUCUUUGGAAUCUGAGGUAGAAGAAAUUCCUGAGACUCCUUGUGAAAGUCACACAGAGGAGCCUAAAGAAGAAAAUACAGGGGGUGAUCCAUUGCACCUUUCUCUGAGUGAAACUCAGCCCCAGGGGUUGUGUGUUCAAAAGGAGAUCCCCAAACACGAAUAUCCAGAAGCUAUGGAAGUUGAAGCCAGUGUGAUCAGUAUUGCUUCCCCACAGAAGCUGCCCGUACUUGAUCAGGAACUAGAGCACAAGGGUGCAGAAGCUUGGGAGGAAGCUACUUCAGAGGACUCGAGUGUUGUUAUUGUAGAUGUGAAGGAGCCAUCGCCUAGGGCCGAUGCUUCUUGUGAGCCUAUGGAGGGAGUAGAAAAGUGCUCAGACUCCCAGUUGUGGGAAGAUACUGCUCCAGAAAUAGAGCCUUGUGCUGAGCAUAGAGUAGCUCCCCAGGAAGAAAAGAGUGGAAAAUGUGAUGGGGAUCUAAAUUCAGUGACCCCAGAAGAGAAGCCUAAUGAAGACUCUCCACAGCCUCCUUUGCACUUAGUUGUAGCAGAUGAACCUCCCAGACCUGACCAGGAAAUGCAGCAGCUGCAACUUCCAGAGAAAGCAGAGAACUCAUUAUCAGAAGACUCCGAAGUGGCUAAAACCAAGCAGCCGGGCUCAGGGCUGGCCGAUCCGCCUCUGGAGAAGGCCCCUGCCCGUGCUUCACAAAGCUUCUGUGAAAGUUCUAGUGAAACUCCAUUUCAUUUCACUUUGCCAAAAGAAGGUGAUAUUAUCCCACCAUUGACUGGCGCUACCCCACCUCUUAUUGGGCACCUAAAAUUGGAGCCCAAGAGACAUAGUACUCCUAUUGGGAUUAGCAGCUAUCCAGAAAACACCAUAGCAACCAGUGAUGUCAUGUCUGAAAGCAUGGUCGAGACCAAUGAUCCCAUACUUGCAAGUGAAAAAGGGGAUUCUGGGGCUAUUCCAGAAAUGGAUGGUAAACUGUGUCUGAGGAUGAAACUGGUUAGUCCUGAGACAGAGGCCAUUGAAGAGUCUUUGCAGUUUAGUCUGGAAAAGCCUGCAACUGGUGAAAGAAAAAAUGGAUCUACUGCUAUUGCUGAGGCUGUUUCCAGGGGGGACUUGCUCCAUUUUUCAAGUACUCAAGAAGAGGAGAAGGAAAACUUGGAUGGUAAUCAAAGGGACAAACAGAGUGAACAGCCUGUGAGGCCCAUGGGACCUAUCGAGGAUGCUCCUUCUGAGGACUCUAGUUCUGCUUCCCAACAGAGGGCCAUCCCAGGGUCAUCCAGCCCUCAAGGAGAAGUAAUGGAGAUAGACCCCCAAGAAGGCCAAACAGAAGGAUGGAGUGUUAAUCAAGUCAAAUCUAAUAAGGUCUUGAUUGAAAGGCCCACUCAAAGUAACAUAGGAAUCCAGACCAUGGAGCAUGCCCUAUGCACCCCAGAAACUGUUUCAGCAGCAACUCAGACUGUGAAGAGUGUAUGUGAGCAGGGGACCAGUACAGUGGAUCAGAACUCUGGAAAACAGGAUGCCACUGUGCAGACUGAGAAGGGGGCUGGUGAGAAACCAGUCAGCACGCCUGUGGAUGAUACAGAGUCUCUCCAUAGCCAGGGAGAAGAAGAAUUUGAUAUGCCUCAGCCUCCACAUGGCCAUGUCUUGCAUCGCCACAUGAGAACAAUUCGUGAAGUACGUACACUUGUUACCCGUGUCAUCACAGAUGUAUAUUAUGUGGAUGGAACAGAAGUAGAAAGAAAAGUAACUGAGGAGACUGAAGAGCCAGUUGUAGAAUGUCAGGAGUGUGAAACUGAAGUUUCCCCUUCACAAACUGGAGGCUCCUCUGGUGAUCUGGGGGACAUCAGCUCAUUCUCCUCCAAGGUGUCCAGCUUACUCCGCACGUCAAGUGGGACAAGUCUCUCUGCUACGCACAGCAGUGGCAGCUCUGGGAGAGGAGCUGGACCACUCAAAGGGAAACCCAGCGGGGCAGAAUCCACAGACUUUGCCUUACCCAGCUCCCGAGGAGGCCCAGGAAAACUGAGUCCUAGAAAAGGGAUCAGUCAGACAGGGGCGCCAAUGUGUGAGGAGGAUGGUGAUGCAGGCCUUGGCAUCAGACAGGGAGGGAAGGCUCCAGUCACACCUCGUGGGCGUGGGCGAAGGGGCCGCCCACCUUCUCGGACCACUGGAACCAGAGAAACAGUUGUGUCUGGUCCAUUGGGCAUAGAGGACAUUUCACCUACUAUGUCACCAGAUGAUAAAUCCUUCACUCGAAUUAUGCCACGAGCUCCAGACUCUAACAGACGUGUGGAUAUGGGUUCUAGUGCUUUGCGACGGAGCGACUCUCCAGAGAUUCCUUUCCAGGCUGCUGUUGGUUCCUCUGAUGGCUUAGAUACCUCCUCGCCAGGGAACAGCUUUGUAGGGCUCCGUGUUGUAGCCAAGUGGUCAUCCAAUGGCUACUUUUACUCUGGGAAAAUCACACGAGAUGUUGGAGCUGGGAAGUAUAAACUGCUCUUUGAUGAUGGAUAUGAGUGUGAUGUGUUGGGCAAAGACAUUCUCUUGUGUGACCCCAUUCCGCUGGAUACUGAAGUCACAGCUCUCUCAGAGGAUGAGUAUUUUAGUGCAGGAGUGGUGAAAGGACAUAGGAAGGAGUCUGGAGAGCUAUACUACAGCAUUGAAAAGGAAGGCCAAAGGAAGUGGUAUAAGCGAAUGGCUGUCAUCUUGUCCUUGGAGCAAGGAAAUAGACUCAGAGAGCAAUAUGGACUUGGCCCAUAUGAGGCCAUCACACCCCUCACAAAGGCAGCAGAUAUCAGCUUAGAUAAUUUGGUAGAAGGUAAACGGAAACGGCGCAGUAACAUCAGUUCUCCAGCCACUCCCACUGCUUCCAGCAGCAGCAGCAGCACACCACCUACCCGUAAAAUCACAGAAAGUCCUCGGGCCUCCACAGGAGUUCCUUCAGGUAAAAGGAAACUAAUCACUUCUGAAGAGGAAAAGUCCCCUGCUAAGCGAGGCCGCAAGUCUGCCACUGUGAAACCUGGUGCAGUUGGGGCAGCAGAGUUUGUGAGCCCCUGUGAGAGUGGAGAUAAUGCAGGUGACCCUUCUGUUUUGGAAGAACAGAGAGGGCCUUUGCCUCUGAACAAGACCUUGUUUCUGGGCUAUGCCUUUCUUCUCACUAUGGCCACAACCAGUGAUCAGCUGGCCAGCCGCUCUAAACUGCCAGAUGGUCCUACAGGAAGCAGCGAGGACGAGGAGGAAUUUUUAGAAAUUCCUCCUUUCAACAAGCAGUACACAGAAUGUCAGCUUCGAGCAGGAGCUGGUUAUAUCCUUGAAGACUUCAAUGAAGCCCAGUGUAACACAGCCUACCAGUGUCUCCUAAUUGCGGAUCAGCAUUGUCGAACCCGGAAGUACUUCCUGUGCCUUGCAAGUGGGAUACCUUGUGUGUCUCAUGUCUGGGUCCAUGACAGUUGCCAUGCCAACCAGCUCCAGAAUUACCGUAAUUACCUAUUGCCAGCUGGGUAUAGCCUUGAGGAGCAAAGAAUUCUGGAUUGGCAACCCCGUGAAAACCCUUUCCAGAAUUUGAAGGUACUCUUGGUAUCAGAUCAACAACAGAACUUCUUGGAGCUCUGGUCUGAGAUCCUCAUGACUGGGGGGGCAGCCUCUGUGAAGCAGCACCAUUCAAGUGCCCACAACAAAGACAUUGCUUUAGGGGUAUUUGAUGUGGUGGUGACGGACCCCUCAUGCCCAGCCUCGGUGCUGAAGUGUGCUGAAGCAUUGCAGCUGCCUGUGGUGUCUCAAGAGUGGGUGAUCCAGUGCCUCAUUGUUGGGGAGAGAAUUGGAUUCAAGCAGCAUCCAAAAUACAAACAUGAUUAUGUUUCUCACUAAAGAUACUUGGUCUUACUGGUUUUAUUCCUGCUAUUGUGAAGAUUGUGUUUUAAUCAGGUUUUAAAUGUGUCUUGUGUGUAAUUGGAUUCUUUGCAUGGAUCUUGUACAUAGUUUUAUUUGCUGGACUUUUAUGAUAAAAUAAAUGUUGAAUCUCUUUGGUUGUAGUAA
Messenger RNA from Jaculus jaculus (lesser Egyptian jerboa), 6103 nucleotides. RefSeq names its product tumor protein p53 binding protein 1 (gene Tp53bp1). The record is from RefSeq and is a predicted model, not a curated record. Gene Ontology annotation, biological process: DNA damage checkpoint signaling; positive regulation of transcription by RNA polymerase II. Gene Ontology annotation, cellular component: nucleus. The transcript has 27 exons. Bases 119 to 5935 code for a protein of 1938 amino acids. Lineage: Eukaryota; Metazoa; Chordata; Mammalia; Rodentia; Dipodidae. Gene Ontology annotation, molecular function: histone binding.